Molecule: messenger RNA, 1293 nt
Organism: Spodoptera littoralis (African cotton leafworm)
Lineage: Eukaryota; Metazoa; Arthropoda; Insecta; Lepidoptera; Noctuidae
Source: the annotation of a GenBank genome assembly
AUGGAUUACUCCACUAUCAGUAACAAGACCAAUUAUACAGAGGCUGAAGAACUUACAAAUGGUGAACUGAGUGAACGGUAUUAUUUGCUAAAGAAACAAUACGACAAUCUUUCGAGUAGUUAUGAAGCGACCAAACAAGAGCUACACGAUGCUAGGAGAAGCUACCAAACAGCUUUGGACGUUCAAAGGCACUUGAAUGCUGAGUUAGAAAGUUACCAGGCUGAUGAAGGUCGGCGUAAGAAUGAGUUCACUACUCGUAUAACAAACCUUCAAGAAGAAAUCUCGGAGCUAAAAGAAGAACGUACACAACUAACCGAACAACAUGCAGCAGAAAUUACUAAGUUUGAAACUCAGAUUCGUAAUUUGAAAGAAGAACAAUCUUUAAAAGUACGAGAAAGUCCGGAGCGAGAUAAUUCUGAGUUAGAAGACGCGCGGAAAACUGUAAACAGCGCUCUGUCUGAUGCCGCUGCCGCGAAAGCAGCGCUUGAAGAAGCCAAAAUGGAAAUCGCAUCAUGGCGCUUAAAAGCUGAAGAGUUAAUCUCUGAGAUGGGCGAGAUGCGUGCGGCUGCUGACCUUAGGAGAGAGGAGCUUAGGGCUGCUAAUGAGAGGGAAGCUACAGCACUUGCUGAGUUAGCUGAAGCCAAAGCUAUGCUUCAUCAGUGCACAGAUAUUCAGCAGGAACUACAACCUCAUGCUGCUAAAGGUAAUUCCAUUUUUGCUGAAGUUGAAGACAAAAGGCAGGAAAUGGCAAAGAAUCUCAUUCAGAUGAAACAAACAAACUCUAGGCUGAGAAGAGAGCUAGCAAACAAGCAAGCAGAGGUGGAUGCCUUGCUGCAUGAGAAGCAAACAGUCUGGGAACAGCAGGCCGGAGCUGCAGCUCAUUAUGAUAGAGAACUUAUCGAAAGUUACGAAGAACGUAUCACUCAGCUAGAGGGCGCCUGUGAGAAGCAGCGCCGCGAGCUGUCGCGGUGGUUCGGGAAACUAUGUGAACCUACUGCCAAUGGCUGGCUGCCUGGGGUACUGGACCACUUGAAAUCAGAAUGCGAGCAACUAAGAGCCGAGGUACUAUCGCGGGGCGCAGCACAGCUCGCCAGCGCGGCGCAAGUCAGGGAACUUCGUAGGAAACUGGCACUGCUCACUGCAUCUGCCACCAAGCAGGCAAACUCCCCCGCAAACAAACCUGACCCUAACACAGAUCACAAUAAGACUGAUAUUGGUAUGCCUAAAGUUGCUGUUCAAGUUAGAAGUAAACUCACCCCUGAUGAUGUUAAGAAGAAAGUGUCUUUUAAUUAA